Messenger RNA from Hyla sarda, 3940 nucleotides. RefSeq names its product arrestin domain containing 3 (gene ARRDC3). The transcript has 8 exons. Gene Ontology annotation, cellular component: cytoplasm. The coding region runs from base 229 to 1467 and encodes 412 amino acids. The record is from RefSeq and is a predicted model, not a curated record. Gene Ontology annotation, biological process: protein transport. NCBI's taxonomy places the organism in Eukaryota, Metazoa, Chordata, Amphibia, Anura, Hylidae.
CUGCAGACAGCCGUCUUUGUAAGGAGACCAGUGAGCGGAGCUCUGUGACAGCAGCCCCUGCUGUUACCUCUCCUCCCCACUCCCCAAUGAACUGGCUGCACAGCAAGCACUGACCCAGCAGUGCACCACAAGAUCACAUUAUAUGAGAUCUUAACUUUUCUUCUUUUUAUUUUCCUCCCCAUUUUCCACCAUCAUAGCAUCUCUAUUUUUCUACAUUUUCUUACAAUCAUGGUGCUGGGGAAGGUAAAGAGUUUAACCAUAAGCUUUGACUGUCUGAAUGGCAGCCAUGUCCCUGUGUAUUCCAGCGGGGACACAGUCUCAGGAAAGGUAAAUCUGGAAGUUACUGGGGAGAUCCGAGUGAAAUCCCUGAGGAUCCAUGCAAGAGGACAUGCCAAAGUGAGAUGGACCGAAUCUAGGAAUGCUGGAUCUAAUACUGCCUAUACCCAGAAUUACACCGAAGAAGUGGAGUAUUUCAACCAUAAAGACAUCCUGAUCGGCCAUGAAAGAGAUGAUGAUAACUCUGAAGAAGGACUGACCACUAUUCAUUCAGGACGCCAUGAAUAUGCAUUUAGUUUCGAGCUUCCACAGACACCACUUGCUACCUCAUUUGAAGGCAGACACGGCAGUGUACGUUAUUGGGUUAAAGCAGAGUUGCACAGAGCCUGGCUUCUACCAGUAAAAUUAAAGAAGGAAUUCACCGUGUUUGAACAUAUUGAUAUUAACACUCCUUCAUUACUGUCGCCACAAGCCGGCACAAAAGAGAAAACUCUGUGUUGCUGGUUUUGUACCUCAGGUCCAAUAUCCUUAAGUGCCAAAAUUGAAAGGAAGGGCUAUACACCAGGUGAAUCAAUUCAGAUCUUCGCAGAGAUUGAGAAUUGCUCUUCCAGAAUGGUUGUGCCUAAGGCGGCCAUUUAUCAAACACAGACCUUCUAUGCCAAAGGGAAAAUGAAGGAGGUGAAGCAACUUGUGGCCAACUUACGAGGCGAAUCCCUUUCUUCUGGAAAAACAGAGACCUGGAAUGGCAAGCUGCUUAAAAUCCCACCUGUAUCCCCCUCGAUCAUUGACUGCAGCAUUAUCCGCGUAGAAUAUUCUCUCAUGGUAUAUGUGGAUAUUCCGGGUGCUAUGGACUUAUUUCUUAAUUUACCUCUGGUCAUUGGAACAAUUCCUUUGCACCCAUUUGGCAGCCGGACAUCCAGUGUAAGCAGUCAGUACAGCAUGAAUAACUGGCUGGGAUUAGUUCUACCAGAGCGACCUGAAGCACCUCCAAGCUAUGCAGAAAUUGUCACAGAAGAGCAAAGACAGAACAUGGUAUCCUCAAAUAUUUGUGAUAAUUUUGAGUUGGCACUUCAAGGACCACUGUUUGCUUAUAUCCAAGAAUUUCGUUACCUGCCUCCACCUCUUUACUCAGAGGUUGAUCCAAAUCCAGAUCAGCCAGUAGAAGAACAUCCCUCCUGUCCAUCCCGCUGAAGAAAUCUGCAAUAUUCAGCUGACGAGACUUAAGUUAACUGCCUUCAGUGAGACAUGGCAGCCAUAAUGGAGACUCUUUCAGAAAGUAGAGUUUGAGUCUCUCUUUGGAAGCUGCAAACUGAAUCAACCUGUGGUCAUUAUUAUGGCGCUUACAGCUUUGUAACACGUUUGCGCUCCAUACUUUUGGACUGCCUUGCCAUUGGCACAAAAAGAUGCUGUGCUCUUACGGCACACGGUCAAGCGGCAAGAUGGUCGACAGGUAGUGAAGAGGAUCCGGGUUCCUCUAACACUGAAUUUCUACACCUUCAGUGUGUCUGUAGAGCAGCUUGGAAUCACUUCAGCUAUCCUCCUUAAACGUGGUUGUGUUGUGCACAACAAGAAGCAAGCAAAAGAGACAAUGCAGUGACAAAUGCACUAAUAUAUAUAUUUUGUUUUACUGUAGCCUGGGCUCUACAUGCUUAGUAUUGUCCACAAUGGCUGCAUGUGCACCAUCUUCAGCCUACAUACAGCAAAGGAUUUCUUUACACCCAUAAAAUGCCUUCAUGCCAGUUUAUUGCUGUUAUGUUUUGCGGCCUACUGUUGUAGAAUAGCAACAACUCCAGUGGGUUAGAUGCAGAAGAAAGAAAGGAAAAAAAUGACACAAGGAAAAUCAGACUUUCUUAACGAUUGUAUUCUUAGUAUCUAUCAAAGACGUUUUGCCUUUAUACUGUCACCCCAAGCAGGAUUUUGUUACAGACUUCCUACAAAUCACUUAAUCUCAGGAGAUUUCAUCACUUGCCAAACUUUGGAAUGCUAUUUUGCUAUUUUUGUCUUUAUGUUGCACUGUAAUAUGUGGGGAGUUAUGAGGUUAUGUUGGUUAACAUGCACAAGAAAACAAAACAAAAAGAGAAAACAAAAUAACUCCUAUUCCAUUUUUUAUUUUAUUUUUUUGCACAUAAAGUUUAGGGCAUUACAUUUUUUUUUAUUCGUUCCUCAAAGCACUAGUGGGACAUUAUUUCAGUUAAAUGGGAAUACUUUGUACCUGAUAUUUGUGUACCUGUGAUGCUCAAGCAGUGUAAGCUUAUAUUUUUUUUAUUUUUGCACAUGAAAAGGCAUAUAGGCCUUCCCAACCUAUAAGUGUUCCCUUUUGAUAAGUAUAGUAGUUUACGUGACUGGUUUAACACUUAACUAAUGCACAAAAUAAAGUCUUUUAUGUUACAGCACUAAAUUUACUUAAAAUUGGGAACAUGGCAGGGUUGAUUUUGUUCAUAUUUUUUUUUUUUCUUGUGCAUUUCUAUUAACAGUGUUAUCUAAAUCAUUAUUGAUACAUUGCUGUAAUGGAGAAACAUUUUAAAUGGCUUACUGUAUUUCUGCAUUCAUAACUUUUCCUACUAAAUAGUUAAACGUAGCACAUGUGGUGAGUGCUGGCAUCAAUCAAAGUCAUGUCCGCACAACACCAUCCGCUAUACAGCAGAGCAGAAAGGUUUCCGCCAUAGUGUUGGGAAUAGUAAACCAAUACGGUUCUCUUCUGAGGAGGAAGUUAAACUAGAACUUGUGACAUCCACUAUAAUCCAUGCUUUUAGCAAGUGUCCUUUUUAAGCUAAUUUUUGUUAAGUUUCAGUUUAAAAAGAUUUAAAAAAAUCCUUCCACAGUGAAGAUAUUAAACUUAUUAGUCACGUUUUAAGUGAUUUAUCUGACGUCUUGGUUUUCUCUAUCUGACAUAAGUUGAAGAAAUGACAGUAGUUUUGGCAUUUCCCCAAAGCGCCCCAGCCCCCAACUCUACCCCCCUUUUUUUCUUCUUCCCCCCCCCCUGCUAUGAUGGAUUUAGCACUGAUUCAUUCUCAUGAUGUAAUUGGCAUUAAAACAUUGUAGUUUUUUAUUUUUUAUCAAAACUAUUGUUCCAUUUUUUUUUAGUAUUUUUCUAUUUUUUUUUUUUAAUGGGGAACAAUUCCUGUCUUGUCUAUAAAACUAUAGGCAAAGUUUAUGUCUGAAUAGGGUUGACCAAUAUUAAUAGCCACUGUAAGUGUAUGUGAGGUUUAGCAUAAGGCCACUGGCACUGUAUCGCAUGAAAUGUGGUAAAUCAACAAUGCUUAAAAACUUCUGCUAAGUUUGUGAAGAUAUUUAUUUACUCUGUUCAGAGGCAUUAUUACAUUUUUUUUUUCUUUACAUAUAUACUGGUCUAUUUCUUUGAAAAGAAAAUUAAAAAGGAGAAAAAAAUAUUGGCAGAUAUAGCCCAGUAUUCAUGAUGGUUCCCUAACUAGGAACAAACGAAUGAAUCCAAAUUUCUAGAGAAAUAAAGUGCAAUAUUAUGUGUAUGCUAAUAGAUCCUAAUCUAUGGCUGUUUGUACAUUUUAUUUUUAUUUUAUUUUAAUUUUUUUUUAUAUAUAUUUUAGUUUUGGUGCUGAAAAUGUUAUUCUAAGCUCCAGUUUAAAACAAACUUCUGUGGAAAAUGUUAAAUUUUCCUAUUGUUCUUCCUUGUUUCAAAAAAUAAAUU